CCGCCAACCAUCAAUCUGGAAACGCAACAAGAUGGCACCGACUGCAGGGACGAUCCUUCGUUUAAAGAAGGCGGGCGCCAAGCCCAAGAAGAAGACCCUGUCGCUCAAGAACAAGCUGCGCAAUCUUGAGCGCCUUCUGAAGAAGGACACGCUGCCCGAGGACAUUCGCACAGCCAAGACGCAGGAGCUCGCCGACCUCCAAGCGCAGGUGGAAACCAAGCUGCAGCAAGAGACUGAGCGCGAAAUCUCGCUCAAGUACAGAAAAGUCAAGUUCUUUGACCGGCGACGCGUCAUGCGCACGCUGAAAAAACUGAAGGCGCAGAUCACGGCUACACGGACCAAGGCGUUGGAGGAAGCUUACGAGGCUGCGAAGAAAGACAUGAUGUACAUUUUUUACUACCCCAAGGGCGAAAAAUACAUCAACCUCUUCGCCGAGAAGACCAAAAAACAGCAUUCUGACGACGAACUUGCUCGGCAAGGUGAGUUGAAGGAGGCGGCGAUCAAAGCGUACAAGGCACAGAAGUCACACGCCGAUUUCGACAACUACUGCUUCUGCGACGCAAAGGAGUCGUCAGCGGCAGAAUCCGACGAAGAGAACGCGAAGGAUGAGGACAACGAUGACGACACUGCGGCGUCCAAGAAGAUGAAGCAGCCAAAGCGCAAGCUGGCUGAAGCCAAGCACAAGAGCAAGCGCCGCAAGCAGCACGAAACCAACGUCCAGGUUGUUGCCGACACUGAGGGCAACGUGGCCACUGGUGAUGACGAUGAUUUUUUCAUGUAAACGAUAUCGCCAAUCGUACCAACUAUAAUGGAUUGCAUUGCCAUGAAAAGAAAGUAGCGUCAUCACUCAUUCACACCGCCAACGCA
Messenger RNA from Saprolegnia diclina VS20, 867 nucleotides. RefSeq lists its product as hypothetical. Gene Ontology annotation, biological process: maturation of SSU-rRNA from tricistronic rRNA transcript (SSU-rRNA, 5.8S rRNA, LSU-rRNA). NCBI's taxonomy places the organism in Eukaryota, Oomycota, Saprolegniomycetes, Saprolegniales, Saprolegniaceae. The coding region runs from base 32 to 781 and encodes 249 amino acids. Gene Ontology annotation, cellular component: preribosome, small subunit precursor; nucleolus. The transcript has 5 exons. The record is from RefSeq and is a predicted model, not a curated record.